Molecule: messenger RNA, 1605 nt
Organism: Closterium sp. NIES-67
Lineage: Eukaryota; Viridiplantae; Streptophyta; Zygnematophyceae; Desmidiales; Closteriaceae
Source: the annotation of a GenBank genome assembly
AUGGCAAAGCAGUCCCCAGGGGCCAUGUCGGCGUCAUGGGUGCCCACUGGGGUGUGGGGGGCAGGGGAGGCUUCAUUAACUUUGCCCAGGUAAGCCAAGGCCUGUGCCCGUUGCAGCGUCACUGACCAGCGUUGGCGGAACUGGUGGAGCAGUUUCGCUGCCUGGUAGGAGCUGGGGUCCGCAUUGAAAAGUCUCCUGGCCCCUGUGUCAGCCAGUAGCUUCAGGAAGGUAGGGACCUCGGCGCAGGGGCAGCCGUAUGUCUCGACUGCAAGUGGGAAAAAUCCGACAUACGGAGCCCGAUUUCGGUAAUGGGAGAUUUUCUUGUCGGCUUGCUCCCGGGCCAUGUAUCCGCGUCCUUUUCUAGCGUCCGGGUCCCGGCUGCUGAUGGGAUCUGUGACAGUGACGUCACAGAUCCAGACGGCUCCGGAACUGCGGUCUCGGAGGGCGAGGUCGGCCUUGUGGCCGUCAACGGGGCUGUAGAUGGUGGUCUCCUUGGUGACUAUAAAGUGGUUGGGCAGCCUGGUGUCGAGGAUUUCGAAUUCCUCGGCGCAGUUGCAAGUGCGGGGGGCUGGGAAUGGAAGGCCGAGGCGGAAGGCCAGGGCAAUGGCGAAGUGUGGAGCUUCGAGGCGGAGGGAUGGGAAGAUGGGGAUGGCAUGAAGCCAGUCCCCUGCUCCAUAUCCAGCCAGGGAAAAGAGGCGUUGGGUGUGCCCAGAGACGUCGGCCAGGGGCCCUCCUGACGCUGCUGGGAGGUCAGCCAAGAGGCCCUGGGCUUGGGUGAGGCUGGUGAGGUAGGCUGGGUAUCCCUCAAUUGCGGGGUCGGUUAGACCCAGUCCGCCAAGAGAGGGAGGGAGGGACGCUUGAUCCCAAGUGCGCGCUCGCUCCACCUCGCCCCGAGGUGGUUGGAGGUUGCAGGCACGCAGGAGGGUAUAGAAGAGCUCCCGACCCCAGUCGGACCAGACGUCCAGGGGUAGGAAGUCAAGGGGGGUGGUGCGGAUUAAGUAUGAGACACGCCGAGAUACGCAGCGUGUGAGGAGGAGGGAUGAGGACUGAGGGUCCAUGGUGGCCAGUGUGGCGAGGGGUUCGGCUAGCAGGGCUAGCUGGGUGCGGAGGAAUGCGGCUGUGCCCUCGGCUGUGCCUAUAAAGCUGCCAAGCACGCGGACGCCUUCUGUGUUGAAAGGUAUGCCUGGGGGAAGGCGGUCAGGUGCAGGGUGCUCGGCUGACCACGCCGCGCAUUUCGCGGGGUUGUGGGAGAGACCGAUGCGGUCCAUGGCCGCUGUGAAAUUGAGGAACGCCGAGGUGCAGGCGUCCGGAUCGCCGACGAAGGUGAUGUCGUCGGCGUACGCGAGGCAGAGGACCUCGGGGUGGGCCGCGGCGGUUGUCUGGAGCGCUGGGGGUGGGCUGUCGAACUCAGCGUCGAGGUAGAGCAGGGACGGUGCUCCGUAGGAGAAUUGUAUGAAGGGGAGGAGCGGGCGCAGGGGCGAGGUGUUGAUUGCGUGGAUGAUGGCCGCGCGGUCAACGCUAUUGAAGGCGUUUGAAAGGUCGACUUGUAGGAUGAGUGAGCCCGGGCGCGCUGAGGUAAAGCCCCUGGUGGCAUGGAUGAUGGCU